This is a messenger RNA of Molossus molossus (Pallas's mastiff bat), 197 nucleotides long. RefSeq names its product ATP synthase subunit ATP5MPL, mitochondrial-like. The record is from RefSeq and is a predicted model, not a curated record. The coding region runs from base 18 to 197 and encodes 59 amino acids. NCBI's taxonomy places the organism in Eukaryota, Metazoa, Chordata, Mammalia, Chiroptera, Molossidae. The transcript has a single exon. Gene Ontology annotation, cellular component: mitochondrion.
GUUGGUCCUGUGGCGAGAUGUUUCAGAGCCUUGUUAAAAAUGUUUGGGUCCCCAUGAAGCCCUACUACACCCAGGUUUGCCAGAAGAUCUGGGUAGGAAUGGGGCUGAUGAGCGUCAUUAUUUCCAAAAUCAGGAGUGCUUAUAAAAGAGCUACAGCAAAAGCUCCGCAUCCUGCACCUGCCCACGGUCAUCACUGA